Molecule: messenger RNA, 2091 nt
Organism: Panicum virgatum (switchgrass)
Lineage: Eukaryota; Viridiplantae; Streptophyta; Magnoliopsida; Poales; Poaceae
Product: ethylene-responsive transcription factor ABI4-like
Exons: 2
Coding region: 404-1492 (362 amino acids)
Biological process (GO): ethylene-activated signaling pathway; regulation of DNA-templated transcription
Molecular function (GO): DNA-binding transcription factor activity; DNA binding
Source: RefSeq, a predicted model, not a curated record
UAAACAUGUCGAUGAUCACUGUUCCAUUUACGGUACACAAGUGUUGCUUUCCUUUUCAUGCCGACUGAUACUUAUCCAUCCUUGCGACAUUACUAUUGCUCUUCCUCUGUUUGCGAGUGUUUAUCUGCCUACAGAUAGGAGUACUACUUUUUUUCCUACUUCUCUUAUUUUCUUAGAAAUAAUUGAAUUCAGAAAUCUCCAGCUCACCUUUUUUUUUAAUCUUCUCUUGGUGCCUAAGCUAAGCUUUUGAUCCGCAUGCCGCGCACAUGGAUCACAUCCGGGCCUUAUAUAUGGACACAUGUUGCUCGCCGAGGAGACCCAGAACCAUUUCUGAGAAGAAAAGCUCGCGCCUGUCACGUAGCUGGGGCGGCGGCCGGGCCGGUGCCUACUGGAUAGAUCGUUCAUGUGCCACGCCGCGGUGGCGGACUCGGGGGAGCAGCACGGGCGGCGGCUUCUCGCCGCCGGCGACGGCGGCGGAGGAGACCGCCGCCAGCAGCAGCAGCAGCCCCAGCCGCUGGAGCCCGUGGUGAUGGAAGCCAACACGGCGGCGUCGCCGGCGCUGUCGCGGGGCAGGCAGGCCCGGGAGAUGUCGGCCAUGGUGGCCGCGCUGGCCAGGGUGGUCGCCGGCUCGGCGCCGCCGGCCAAGGCGCCCCCCCAGGCCGUGCAGGAUGCCUCCGCGGAGGAGGCGUGGUGGCCGUACGACGAGCUCGCCGCCGAGCCGUCCCCUGCUUUCGUGCUCGACGGCUACAGCGAGACGCAGCCGCUGCCGGAGCACUACUGGCCUUCGGCUGCGGCGGCGACAGAGGCGGCGACUUCCUCGCAGACGCAUUACCGUGCCGCCUCUGCUGCCGCGGCCGAGGAGGAGGUACCUUCGCCGUCGUCCGCCUCCGCCGCCGCCGGGGCGAGCAGCAGCGGCAGCGCGGCGACGCGGAAGCGUUACCGCGGCGUGCGGCAGCGUCCGUGGGGGAAGUGGGCGGCGGAGAUCCGUGACCCGCACAAGGCGGCGCGCGUGUGGCUGGGCACCUUCGACACCGCCGAGGCCGCCGCCCGGGCCUACGAUGGCGCCGCGCUUAGGUUCCGCGGCAGCCGCGCCAGGCUCAACUUCCCCGAGUCCGCCACGCUCCCGUCCCCGCCGCCGCCGGAUCCGGCCUCGCGCGCAUUGCCGCCGCCGCCGCCCAGGCCGGACGCGCUUCUGGAGUCGCAGGCUCAGGCGCCCUCCACCGGCGGCGGCAUGGAGCAAUACGCGGAGUACGCCAGGCUCUUGCAGAGCGCCGGCGGCGACCCCGGCGGCUCAUCCGGGACGCCAAGUGGCACGUUGCCUCCCCCUCCUCCUCCUGCAGCGUACAGCUUCGCCGCCCAGGGCGUGACACCGUUCAGCUACCUGUCGCCGCCGCAGAGCCGCGGCGAGCCAGCAGGCAACCCCGCGGCGGCGUGGGCGGCGAGCCACUACCACGGCUCGUACCCGCCGUGGCGGUGGGACCACUCAGGUUGACCCCGUCAACGAAAAAGGUUGCCUACGUGGAGAGAUUCAGUCAGCCCCUUUAACGCCACGUGGGUGGUCGGUCAACGGUGCAGGCGGCGGGGAAGUCGUGGGGCGGCACGAGACGCCACGUGGACUCUCGCUGUCACUGACAGGUCGGCCGCUGUCGGCCGCUCACGUCGUGGAAAGACGCCGUCAAGCUGCUGGGCCUGUCCGUCAGUCCUUGUCCCGGUUGCGGCGGUCAGACAGUUCAAACGGCGCAGGGUCAGAUGGACGGCGGAAAACGGCAAACGUGAUUUAGAUUGGAAUCAACGUCGCCUGGAGUCACGAGCAUGGAGAGAAACGAGCCCUGGGCAUAGAUAACUUUCUUCAUCUUUUUUUAAAUUUAGAUUUAUAUUCAAAUUUGAGUGCUUUCGUUGAAAUCUUUGUUCAAAUGCUCUCUACCACUCUGUUCGGCUGGCUGUGGCCGGUGCUGAUUUAUUAUGAGAGAAAAAUACUGUUGGCUGGCUGUGACUGGUGGCCGGUGCUGGUUUGAUGUGAGAGGAAAAUACUAUUAGCUGGUUACAGAUGAACAUAAUACAACUACAACACGUGAAAUGCCCUCCUGGCAA